AGCGGCUUUGAAGCUUCGUCCUCCGACCGAGUUCGUCAACUUUGUUCAUCGUGUUCGCGGCGCCCGGCCGGUCGUGGCCCUUACAUAUUGUUUACAUCUACAUUCUCACUACCAAACAUGCCUGCCUAACAUAAUUUAAACAAAAAAUGGACGUGUUCAAGUUACAAAACGAAUAUCAUUAGCAAGUGUUGCAAUUUUAUGUGAUAAAGUGCGUUAAAAUGUGCGUGAUUCGUUCGUUUUUGCUGGUUAUGCUCCUUCUAUCCGAUUUUGAACAGUCAUUUGGAGCAGAUGUGGCUCCUCACCAUUCAUCUCACAAGAUCCGCGCCCACAAGUCGAGUAGAAGGCACCGUGCUAUCAAUGAUGGCGAGCUGCGCUUCGAACCGGAGCCGUACAGCAAGAAAUUGAAAUUGAAUACUGCUGGUAAAAUACAUUGCAAAGUCGCUGGCGGCCUUGCUCCUACCGUACAAUGGUUUUUGAACGACGAGGAUCCCUUACCAGAAGGAGUGACAUCAGCCAACGGCACGCUGAUGGUGGCUGAUGCUGAGAGGCGGCACUCAGGACAGUAUACGUGCAAGGCAGUAGACGGCGAUAAGUCUAUCACGUCGAAGAUUCAUCUGGAUGUUGUGGUAACCCCCCGCGUGCUGGAGCCGACUCCUGGACAACAGUUGCACGUGACCAUGGGUCAGACAGCAGCGCUGCACUGUCGGGCGACGGGCGAUCCACCUCCUACUACGCACUGGGAUAGAAAUCUCGCUAUAUUGGGGAAACCACAAGACGGAGUGGAUUUAGAAGAUAGUGCUAACGCCACAACAGCUAGACUGGUACUGAUGAAUAACGGAACUCUUCUGAUCCGCAACGUGUCUGCGGCGGACGCGGACCGGUACGGCUGCACGGCCGGCAGCGCCGCCGGACUCGACCGGAACGAGCUCGUGCUUGUCGUGCAUCAAGAAGGAGAGCUCCUCCCCCAGGAGUCGAGCGGCGUGGCGGGCAAGGCGGUGGUGGUGUCCAUCUCCGUGGCCGGCGCCUACAUGGUGCUGGUGCUGGCGCUCAUGCUGUACUGUCGCAGGAGAAGGCUUAGGAGACGACAGAGAGGAGAAAAAAUGGAGUUAGAGAUGACAGAAGGCAGAGAGAAGUUGGUAGAAGAUGGGGAAGAAGAUAAGCAGAAAGUGAACGGAGCGGCUCUGCAGAACGGGAGAUUAUUAGCCCAUGACAAGGAUAGCGGAGCAGAUAAUUCGGAAGUGUCCGGAAUAUCUCGCGCUUCGAAGAAAUCCGGACAGUUCGAACAUCUGUCCAUACCGAGAUCACUGCUCGUUGAACAGAUUACACUUGGUCGCGGUGAAUUCGGCGAAGUACUACUGGCCAAGAUCGACAUGAGUCAAGUGAACAAACUUCGCAAUAAGGAGAGCUUGGAUGACGCGGAGCCCAAGCUGCGGCCUGUACUCGUUAAAGCGCUUACUACUAAAGAUGAGGUGCAACUAGCGGAGUUCCGUCGCCAGCUGGAGCUGUUCUCGCGCGUGCGACACGACAACAUCGUGCGGCUGGUGGGGCUCUGCAGCGACGCCGACCCGCACUACAUGCUGCUCGAACAUACUGACUGGGGUGAAUUAAAAAAGUUCCUAAUCGCGACCCGCUCUCCGGAAGAGAACGCGGAGUACAUCGCCCGCGUGGGCCCCGCGCACGCGCACCCCGCGCCGCGCCGCAGCUGCGCGCCGCUCGCGCCGCAGCACCGCGCGUUGUUAGCGACGCAUCUCGCUGCGGCCGCUGCUAAGUGUGCUGCUGUCAGGUUUACGCAUAGAGACAUAGCGGCGCGUAACUGCGUGAUCACGUCUAAGCUACAGCUGAAGCUGUCGUACCCCGCACUCACGCGCGGACCCGACUCGCAUGAGUACUUUAAGCUGCAUGAACAGGUGAUUCCCCUGCGCUGGUUGCCACCAGAAGCGGUGCUAGAAGGCGACUACUCCACCAAGUCUGACGUUUAUAUGUUUGCUGUCACCGUGUGGGAGAUCUACACAAAAGCGGAGCUGCCAUUCGCGAAGUUGAACGACAACUCGGUGCUGGAGCGCGUGAAGACCGGCGCCUUGGAGUGGACCAUCCCCGAGUGCAUGCCGGAAGCCAUGGGGGAAUUACUUAAACGUUGUUGGAGCAAGUCGCCCGCCGACCGGCCUCAGUUCACGGAGAUCUACGACGAGCUGACCACCAUACUGCAGGACAUUACCUCCGAGAAUACUUCGCAGAAAUCACAGGAAAAAGUCGAAGAGUAGAACGUUAGGAGUUAGGAGAUGGUACCAUGGCUCUAAAAAGAUAAACAAUUCUUCAAGGAACUUUUUUGGAAAACACUUUUUAUACUUACAUCUUUUUAUCUUUUACAUAUAAUUAUUUUAUUGAUAAGCAUCAAAAUUGGUUACGCCUCAAUCUAUUGUGGGAAAAGAUUGCAGGUUUGUUGUGUACCAAAAAACAAUUACUCAGGCACGGUGGAGUGAUGACUUGCGCAAGACGGCUGGCAGGAGCUGGAUGCGAGAAGCUGAAAAUCGAUCUCAGUGGCGUGCACUUGGGGAGGCCUAUGUCCAGCAGUGGACUGCUAUAGGCUGAUGAUGAUGAUGAUGGUGAAAAAACAAUUAGGUUGAUGAUGAAAUUGUGUUUCGAUUUUGAAAUCAAAGUUUAAGAAAUGAAUUUCUUAUUUUGUGUAAGAUUGUGUUAUGUAUGACCAUUUUAACUAAUUUUUUUGAUAUUUCUUAAACGAUAAACUCAAAAGUAUUUCGAAGACAAAGUAUGUACCUAUGUGUUUUUAUAAAUAUUUUGAUGGCAUCGUAAAAAUGGUCUGUAUUGGGAAAUUGCAAUGACGAACAGAUAGACAACUAAAUUAUAGUUUUUAGUGUAACUAUUAGGAGUAACUAUAGUGAAAAUAUAUAGCCAUUUCGAUGCAUUUACUAUUUCAAGUGUAGGUUAAGUUAAUUUUAGUUAAACUAGGAUUUAGUUAGUUUUAGUGAUUUUUGGGGGAAUAAUGUGUUUUUAGGAGAUAAAUUUCUGGUAUAUUUUUUUUUUAAAUAAAAUUAGGUAGGUAAAUUCCCUACUGAACUAAUUGCUUCAUAUUCCUCAAACUACAUUGAAAUUGCUGUACUUUUAAAUUGAACACCAAAAAGGUUACUAAAUAGACUGAAUUAUUUUUAUCAAUUAUUAUGUUACAUAAUUUCGUACUCCUCCAAGAUAAAUAGUUAAAAUAAAAUACUGGACCCUAAUUUUUAAUAUCUUAUCUCCUAAUAUUCACAUUACUCCCCAAAAAUCAAUCCAGCCCGAAGGCUUGUCUAUAUAUUUAAAAAAUCGGAAGCUAAACGAUACUGCCAUUUGUAAAUAAAAAAAUACUAGAAUUUAAGACUGAAAUAUAUACUUAUGUAAUCAAACUUAGUUGUAAAUUAUGUUAUAUCGUCCGAAAUUGAUAUAAUUCGUCCUGAUUGAAUCGAAAUUUUAGUAUUAGAGUAUUUUUAAGUUCAUUGCCGGAUAUGUGAUCUCGUUUUGAAGAUUAAUCAGGCUUUUUAGAGGUAAAUAGUGCUAUUCGUUUAAAUAAACAAAUAAUAAUUUAUAAAAAAAAAAACAAUACAAUUGAGAAUUCAUUUUGCCUCGUACUUCCCUAGUGUUGUAAUUUACCUAACGAAAAUGAAUGGGCUGCAAAGUUCAUUAGGUAUUUUACUUAAAAUAUUUUUUCUUUAAUUUGAUAAAUAAAAUCCUUCUAGGCCUUAUACAAUCGAAAUAAAUAAAUGCCUAUAGCACCAUUUACCUAUAAAAAAAAAAAAAACAAUUUAAGAAUAUAAGUAGGUAUGUCUUGUAUUUAGAAAAAAUAUAAUUCUUAAUUCGUAAAUAAGAAAGCUUCGAUCAAACGAUGAAUUAGGUAAAUGUAAAAAAUAAGCUUUCCGUUCUUCGGAAUGUAGGGUGAAACUCCCAGUUAUCGUCUGUAAAAAUAAUAAUUAUGUAAUGAAUUUGUCGGCCAAUCGGCUUCGCUCGACUUUUCUAUUUAAUUUUGUACAUUUUAAGCGAACAGUGACCAGAUACUGCAUUUAUAGUUUUAAGAUAAACUAGGUUUUAUGCUAAUCUCAUAAAUAA
Molecule: messenger RNA, 4095 nt
Organism: Helicoverpa armigera (cotton bollworm)
Lineage: Eukaryota; Metazoa; Arthropoda; Insecta; Lepidoptera; Noctuidae
Product: tyrosine-protein kinase-like otk
Exons: 18
Coding region: 219-2261 (680 amino acids)
Biological process (GO): protein phosphorylation
Molecular function (GO): transmembrane receptor protein tyrosine kinase activity; ATP binding
Source: RefSeq, a predicted model, not a curated record